Solenopsis invicta (red fire ant) is the source of this 1187-nucleotide messenger RNA. RefSeq lists its product as uncharacterized. The transcript has 5 exons. The record is from RefSeq and is a predicted model, not a curated record. The coding region runs from base 217 to 867 and encodes 216 amino acids. NCBI's taxonomy places the organism in Eukaryota, Metazoa, Arthropoda, Insecta, Hymenoptera, Formicidae.
UACCGGCUCAUCGCGACCGUCCGCCAGUUCAUUCCUUCCCCGUAUUUUCGAUUCGUCGGAUCCAGCAUCACGACACGGGAUUCUUCCUCUUCAUCGUCAUCGUCCAAUCGAGGGCCCUUCUCGUACCUCGUCCCUAGGUAAGUCCUGAGCAGCGGAAGAGGAGGAUCGUCCGUUUCGUCGUAUCUUCGAGGAACGCUGCUUCUUCAGUCCAGGAAUAUGAGGGCCAUUUACUUGCUUCUCCUCGGCGUUGUCGCCGUGAGUGCCCAGCGUCGUUUAUCCUUGCCCGACCCGCGAAGUUGCGCGAACCGCGUUCGUCACUCAACGUACAGGGAUGGCAGGGGGGUCGUACACUCAUACUUCUUCAGCUGGGAACAUGGUCCGACCAGGAAUCUAGAAGUGGACUGGCUGGACGCUCGCAACAUCUGCCGUCGUCAUUGCAUGGACGCCGUGUCCCUGGAGACUCCUCAGGAGAAUGAAUUUGUCAAGCAGAGACUAGCGAGAGGAAACGUGAGGUACAUUUGGACGUCGGGCCGCAAAUGCAACUUUAACGGCUGCGACCGACCAGAUCUUCAGCCUCAGAACAUCAACGGAUGGUUCUGGUCUGGUUCUGGCGCCAAGAUUGGACCAACGACCCAGCGUAACUCCGGAGACUGGAGCAAUACUGGAGGAUACGGUCAACCGCAACCAGACAACCGCGAAGCUGCACAGGGUAACGACGAGUCCUGCUUGUCCAUAUUGAACAACUUUUACAACGACGGCAUCAAGUGGCACGACGUGGCCUGCCAUCACAUAAAGCCCUUCGUGUGCGAGGACAGCGACGAGCUCCUCAACUUCGUCGCGUCCCGAAAUCCAGGAAUCCGUCUAUGAAAGACUACUGCGGACGGACCCGGGCGAGCGGACCAUCAUCGUACAUUAAGUGCGAUAACUUAAACGCGACGGUAUUUCACGCGCACCCACGCGUAUUCUCCCCUUCGUCAUACGUUUAUUAUUUAUAAUUUACACUAACCGAUAAUCUCUCUCUAACGGAUUGCGACUGUAGUGCUGCGUAAUUCACCAAGCGAAAAAAAAAAACCGAUUGGUAGUUCGAAGUAGGCGGUAAAUGCAUUUAGUAUUAUAUACGCGUAAAUUUUUUGUAAUUUUCUUUUGUACCCUUUUCGUACGUAAAUAAAUGCAUUUUCUCAUUUGUA